Triticum dicoccoides is the source of this 4536-nucleotide messenger RNA. Its product is annotated as probable LRR receptor-like serine/threonine-protein kinase At3g47570. Gene Ontology annotation, biological process: protein phosphorylation. Gene Ontology annotation, molecular function: ATP binding; protein kinase activity; protein binding. The coding region runs from base 551 to 4378 and encodes 1275 amino acids. The record is from RefSeq and is a predicted model, not a curated record. The transcript is spliced from 4 exons. NCBI's taxonomy places the organism in Eukaryota, Viridiplantae, Streptophyta, Magnoliopsida, Poales, Poaceae.
AUUUCUCCCGCUCGGCUCAGCCCCCACCACGCGGCUGCAGCGAGCGAGCGCGCGAGCCAAAUGGGAGCUCCCACCCCUCUCCCGCCCCAACCCGAUAACUCCCCACGACACAAGCGCUGACUCCCUCCCGUGACCUCCGCCUCCCGCCCGCCGACGCCGCGCGGGCGAGGAGAAGGUGCCCGUACGACUACGGGGUCCAGCCGAGUCCGGGGCAUCGGCACCUCCAAGCUCCAAUCUCAGCGCUGCAUCCUCGGCAUGUCCCCGUACCCUAGCCCCGGGCCGUGAUUUGGUUUGAUUGGACGCGUUAAUUAUUCGUUGGAGGCGAUGAAGGUGGGGACUAGGGAGUGGGAGGAAAGCAGCAGUCAUUUGCCAAAUAACUGUACUGCUCUUUUCGUUCAUCUGGGGCAUAUGGAUAGAACCAAGCCAAACAAGCCGGCCCUGAAGUCAAAGUCAAGAAGAAGUUUCAACUCCCUUACCCUUCUAACAUAUAUCUAAGCGCACACACGCAAAGCAUUUAACCAACAUACUCCAUCACAACAAGAACGGAGACAUGGCUCCUCAAGUUUUUCACACCCAAUCUCUGAUUGCUCCAUCCCACCAUGCACUGUUUCUUCUCUGUGCCAUCCUCAUAUUUCUGUCCUCCAACACAAUAGUAUCCACAUCAGCACAAGCUAGCAACAAAUCCGAGAGUGACCGGCAAGCUCUUCUCUGCUUCAAAUCUGGCAUCUCCAGGGAUCCUGCCGGUGUUCUUGGAUCAUGGCGCAACGACUCACUUCACUUCUGCAGCUGGCAAGGGGUCACCUGCAGCACGGCCACCCCAAUCCGUGUCGUGUCCAUCCAAUUCAGGUCUAUGCAGCUCACGGGAACACUAUCCAGUUGCAUAGCAGCCCUUAGUUCUCUAGUACAGAUCGACCUUCCAAGCAAUCAAUUUUCUGGAAGAAUACCUGAUGAGAUAGCUGAGCUUCAGAGCCUCCAAACCCUGAAUCUUGCGGGGAACAAACUUGCAGGUAACAUACCUCUGGCAGCCCUUGGUUCUCUAGUUCAGUUGAACCUUUGGAACAAUAAGUUAUCUGGAAGCAUACCUAAAGAGAUAGGUGAGCUUCGGAGCCUCCAAACCCUGAUGCUUGCUGGAAACAGGCUUUCAGGUAACAUCCCUCUGUCAUUAGGUACAGCUGCAUCUCUUAGAUAUGUCAACCUUGCAAACAAUUCUCUUAGCGGAGCUAUCCCUGAUUUCUUAGCAAAUAGUUCGUCACUCAGUGAGAUAAUCCUCUCGCGUAAUGACUUAUCUGGGGUGAUCCCAGCUAGUUUGUUCAACUCAUCCAAACUUCGCCGUGUCGAUCUUCGGUGGAAUGCUCUCUUUGGGGCUAUCCCGCAUUUCCAAAAGAUGGGAGCUCUGCAAUUUCUCGGUCUUGCAGGGAAUUCACUUUCUGGUACUGUACCAGCAUCUUUAGGCAAUGUUUCAUCCUUGCGUUACCUCCUGCUAGCAGAAAACAUCUUAAUAGGAUCAAUUCCAGAAACAUUGGCUCGAAUUCCAAACCUAACAGUGCUAGGUCUAAGUUACAAUAGAUUAUCUGGAAGCAUACCUGGGGAGAUAGGUGAGCUUCAUAGCCUCCAAACUCUGAUGCUUGUGGGCAACAACCUUGUAGGUAACAUCCCUCUGUCAUUAGGUACAGCUGCAUCUCUUAGAUAUGUGAACCUUGCAAACAAUUCUCUUGGCGGAGCUAUCCCUGAUUCCUUAUCAAAUAGUUCAUCACUCAGUGAGAUAAUCCUCUCACGUAAUGACUUAUCUGGGGUGAUCCCAGCUAAUUUGUUCAACUCAUCCAAACUUGUUGCUGUUGACCUCUGGUCGAAUGCUCUCUCCGGGCCUAUCCCACAUUUCCAAAAGAUGGAUGCUCUGCAAUUUCUUGAUCUUACAGGGAAUUCACUUUCUGGUAGUGUACCAGCAUCUUUGGGUAAUGUUUCAUCAUUGCGUUCCCUCCUGCUAGCACAAAACAACUUAGUAGGUCCAAUUCCAGAAACAUUGGCUCGAAUUCCAAACCUAACAAUGCUGGAUCUAAGUUACAAUAGCUUCUCGGGGUAUGUCCCAGCCACAUUGUACAAUAUGUCAUCACUCACAUUCUUUAGCCUACGCAACAACACAUUUAUUGGACAGAUACCUUCUGACAUUGGCCACUCACUCCCGAACCUUGAAACAUUGGUAAUGGGACUCAACCAAUUUCGUGGAUCGGUCCCAGAUUCUCUGACGAACAUGUCAAAGCUGCAAGCGCUUGAUCUUUCAAGCAACCUGCUGACUGGGGUGGUGCCAUCUCUAGGAUUCUUGUCAGACUUGAGCCUACUGCGUCUAGGAAACAACACACUCGAAGCUGGUGACUGGGCCUUCCUUACCUCUCUGACCAAUUGCAGUCAGUUGUUAAGUUUAUCAGUGGAUGGGAAUAUCCUGAAUGGAAGUUUGCCAAGGACAGUAGGCAGCCUUUCAACAAAGCUUCAGUGGUUAAGCUUUGGUAGAAACCAAAUUUCUGGAAACAUACCCGCAGAGAUAGGCAACCUUGUAGACCUCGCUCUGCUUGAUAUGGGUCAGAACAUGCUCUCAGGACAAAUCCCCCCGAGUGUUGGGAACUUGAGCAACUUGUUUAUACUGGAACUAUCGAGGAAUAGAUUAUCAGGCCAGAUUCCAUCAACGGUUGGUAAUCUUCCUCAACUCGGGCAGCUUGAUCUUGAUGACAACAAUUUGUCUGGAAACAUACCAGCAACUAUAGGACAAUGCAAAAGACUAGCUAUGCUGAACUUAUCAGUCAACAACCUUGAUGGAUCCAUACCAAGAGAACUCCUCAAUAUAUCUUCCCUCUCAUUGGGUUUGGACUUGUCAAACAACAACCUGACUGGGCUUAUACCACAGGAAAUUGGUAACCUGAUUACUCUUGGCCUCCUUGAUGUUUCCAAUAACAAAUUAUCUGGUAGCCUUCCUUCUGAACUUGGCCGGUGUGUUACAUUGUUAUCCCUUCAAAUGGAAAGCAACAUGCUCAGUGGGAGUAUUCCUCAGUCUUUCAGUGCACUGAAGGGCAUACAGCAGAUAGAUCUGUCUGAGAACAAUUUAACUGGUCAAGUUCCACAGUAUUUCGGGAACUUCAGCAGCUUAAAUUAUAUUGAUAUAUCAUACAACAAAUUUGAAGGGCCAGUCCCAACUGGUGGUAUAUUUGGAAACACAACGGCAGUAUCCCUGCAAGGUAACACAGGGCUAUGUGAAACAGCUGCUGCUAUAUUUGGACUGCCCAUUUGCCCCACCACCUCAGCAACAAAAAGGAAGAUCAACACACGGCUGCUGCUGAUAAUAGGUCCACCAGUUACUAUUGCUCUGUUCUCAUUCUUAUGUGUUGCUGUCACUGUUAUGAAGGGGAGCAAAACUCAACCAACUGAAAACUUCAAGGAGACAAUGAAGAGAGUGUCAUAUGGUGACAUUCUUAAAGCGACCAACUGGUUCUCUUUGGUCAACAGGAUCAGUUCAAGUCAUACAGCAUCAGUCUACAUUGGUCGGUUUGAGUUCGAGACAGACCUAGUGGCCAUCAAGGUGUUCCAUCUUAGCGAGCAAGGUUCAAGAAAUGGCUUUUUCACCGAGUGCGAAGUGCUAAAACACACCCGCCACCGCAAUCUGGUUCAAGCUAUCACCAUGUGCUCCACAGUAGAUUUCGAGGGCGAUGAGUUCAAGGCUAUUGUAUACGAGUUCAUGGCAAACGGUAGCCUGGACAUGUGGAUACACCCAAGGGUUCACGGAGGCAGCCCAAGGAGGCUACUGAGCUUGGGUCAGCGGAUACGUAUUGCUGCUGAUGUAGUUUCUGCUCUGGACUAUAUGCACAACCAGCUUACACCUCCUUUGAUUCACUGCGAUUUGAAGCCAGGAAAUGUUCUGUUGGACUACGACAUGACCUCACGCAUCGGUGACUUCGGAUCCGCCAAGUUUCUCUCUUCAGGUAUUGGCGGACCAGAAGGCUUGGUUGGUGUCAGAGGAACGAUCGGAUAUAUUGCACCUGAAUAUGGGAUGGGAUGCAAGAUCUCGACAGGCGGUGAUGUGUAUGGUUUCGGGGUGCUGCUACUGGAGAUGCUCACGGCGAUGCGACCGACGGGCGCGCUAUGCGGCAACACCCUCAGCCUCCACAAGUAUGUCGACCUAGCUUUCCCCGAGAGGAUCAGUGAGGUUCUAGAUCCCGACAUGCCAUUCGAGGAGGAUCCGGCGGCUGCUUCCUUAUGUAUGCAGAAGUACAUCAUACCUCUGGUCAGUAUUGGCCUGAUGUGUACCAUGGAAUCACCGAAAGAUAGACCUGGGAUGCACGACGUUUGUGCCAAGAUUGUUGCCAUCAAGGAGGCAUUUGUCGAAACCUUUUGAUUAUGGCAACUAGUAGGAUGUGCAUGCAACUUGAUAUAUAGUACAGUUAUACAAAAUUAUAGCUAUACCACUUGUAUAAUGUAACUGUAACCGUUUUAAUUAUGUAUCUGAUUAGGAUCCACUGUUAUGCUAUAUACUGGCCAAAAUCAGCGGUGCAG